This is a messenger RNA of Salvelinus namaycush (lake trout), 1530 nucleotides long. It is a transcript of the gene svopl, whose product is annotated as SVOP-like. NCBI's taxonomy places the organism in Eukaryota, Metazoa, Chordata, Actinopteri, Salmoniformes, Salmonidae. The record is from RefSeq and is a predicted model, not a curated record. Gene Ontology annotation, biological process: transmembrane transport. The transcript has 16 exons. Gene Ontology annotation, molecular function: transmembrane transporter activity. Bases 1 to 1530 code for a protein of 509 amino acids. Gene Ontology annotation, cellular component: membrane.
AUGGGCACUGUAGGGAGACCGAGGAGGUCCUCCAUGAAGACUCAGCUGGUUAGUGCCAUCCAGCUAGAGGAAGUGGAGAUGGAGCAAGAGGUCAACAGCCCUUACCAAGAGGUCAACAACCCACACCAAGAGGUCAAAGAGCCGCAGACGUACAGUGUGGAGGAAGCGGUGGAGACCAUCGGCUUUGGUCGCUUCCAUGUUCUGUUGUUCAUCAUCAUGGGCAGUGCCAGCAUAGCGGAGGCCAUGGAGAUCAUGUUGCUGGCCGUGGUGUCUCCUGAGAUCCGCUGUGAAUGGCAUCUGGACGACUGGGAGGUGGCUCUGGUCUCCACGAUGGUGUUUGCAGGGUUCAUGGUGUGUGGAGUGCUGAGUGGAUACGUGGCCGAUAGAUAUGGACGCUGGAAAGUGGUGUUUGGGGGUUCUUUGUGGGCAGCGUAUUUCUCCCUGCUCACCUCCUUCUCUCCAUCCUACGGAUGGUUCAUCUUCCUUCGCCUAAUGGUGGGCUGUGGCGUGGCCGGGUGCUCCCAGGGGUUUGUCCUAAAGACCGAGUUUAUCCCUGCUAGCUACAGAUCCUACCUGCUACCUCUCGCCUCAAUCUUCUGGAUGGUAGGCUCCAUGCUCAUCAUCCUGCUGGGUAUGACUGUGGUUCCAACGCUGGGCUGGCGUUGGAUGAUCCGCCUGUCCGUCAUCCCCAGUGUCAUCCUCCUCCUUCUCUUUCAGCUUAUCCCGGAGUCGGCUCGCUACAACGUGUCAGCAGGGAAUGUGCAGGCUGCCGUGGAAACACUCCAGCGUAUCGCCAGGAUGAACAGGGCCUCCAUGCCACCAGGGAGGCUCGUGGAACCUGUGGUGAAAGACAGGGGCAGUUGGCGCCUCCUGGUCAGUCCAGCAUUCAGGAGGACCUCCCUACUACUGUGGUACUCAUGGUUUGUGGCGUCCUUCUCCUACUAUGGCUCUGUGUUGAGCAGCUCUGAGCUGCUGGAGAAGAACCUGCUGUGUGUGACGGACGCUGACGCAGAGCACCAGCAGAAACACAGCCACCCAGAGGACGGGCUGUGCUAUUGCAUCCCCUUCGGCUUUAGCGACUACCAGACCCUCCUCAUCAGCUGUCUAGGGGAGGUUGCCCUCAUCCCUCUGAAUAUAUUCCUGUUGAACGUGUUUGGGAGGAAGUGGAGCAUGGUUCUGCUGGAGCUCAUGGCAGCUCUGUUCUUCAUGCUGGUCAACAUCUGCUCUACUAUGUUUGGUUUUACCAUUUUGUUGUUCUUGAUCAGGUCUCUGGUCUCCAUGAAUUUCAAUGUGGUUUAUAUUUAUACUGCGGAGGUGUACCCGACUGCAGUGCGUUCUCUCGGGAUGGGUUUCUGCACUUCUUUUAGCCGCAUCGGAGGCAUGAUCGCCCCCUUCAUAGCACAGGUGUUGAUGUCACACUCAGUGAUUUUAGCUCUGCUGCCAUUUACUGUGACCUGUGUGCUUUGCGCUGUUGGAUCCUUUCUACUGCCUAUCGAGACAAAGGGACGAGCACUACUGCAAAGUUCCUGA